Gymnogyps californianus (California condor) is the source of this 4002-nucleotide messenger RNA. It is a transcript of the gene SERPINI1, whose product is annotated as serpin family I member 1. The record is from RefSeq and is a predicted model, not a curated record. The coding region runs from base 57 to 1289 and encodes 410 amino acids. The transcript is spliced from 9 exons. Gene Ontology annotation, molecular function: serine-type endopeptidase inhibitor activity. NCBI's taxonomy places the organism in Eukaryota, Metazoa, Chordata, Aves, Accipitriformes, Cathartidae. Gene Ontology annotation, biological process: negative regulation of endopeptidase activity.
CGGCGGGUGUACCGGUGGGCAGCGGCAGCACCGGGCUGAUCUUAGAAUCUCAAGACAUGUAUUUCCUUGGACUGUUGUCCUUGCUUGUUUUGCAAAGCAAAGCCUUCAAGACAAAUUUUCCUGAUGAAACCAUUGCUGAGCUUUCUGUGAAUGUUUACAAUCAGCUGCGAGCUGCAAGAGAAGAUGAGAAUAUUCUUUUUUCUCCUCUGAGCAUCGCAAUAGCCAUGGGAAUGGUAGAGCUUGGAGCCCAUGGAACCACUUUGAAAGAAAUUCGACAUUCCUUGGGUUUUGACAGCUUAAAAAAUGGUGAAGAGUUUACCUUCUUGAAGGACCUUUCUGAUAUGGCAACUACUGAAGAAAGUCAUUAUGUUCUGAAUAUUGCUAACUCUCUCUAUGUGCAGAAUGGAUUUCAUAUCAGUGACAAAUUUUUGCAGUUGGUGAAAAAAUACUUUAAAGCUGAAGUAGAGAAUAUAGAUUUCAGCCAAAGUGCAGCUGUAGCUACCCACAUCAAUAAGUGGGUAGAGAAUCAUACAAAUAAUAUGAUCAAAGAUUUUGUGUCUUCGAGAGAUUUUGGUGCUCUAACUCAUCUGGCUCUUAUCAACGCAAUCUACUUUAAAGGCAAUUGGAAAUCACAGUUCAGACCUGAAAAUACAAGAACUUUUUCUUUCACUAAAGAUGAUGAAAGUGAAGUGCAGAUUCCAAUGAUGUACCAGCAGGGAGAGUUUUACUAUGGAGAGUUCAGUGAUGGCUCCAAUGAGGCAGGCGGUAUCUAUCAAGUUCUGGAAAUACCAUAUGAGGGAGAUGAGAUUAGUAUGAUGAUCGUGCUUUCCAGACAGGAAGUUCCACUGGUCACAUUGGAACCACUGGUCAAAGCCUCGUUGAUUAAUGAAUGGGCUAAUUCUGUAAAGAAGCAAAAAGUGGAAGUGUAUUUACCAAGGUUCACAGUAGAACAGGAAAUUGAUCUGAAAGAUGUCUGGAGAGGUCUUGGAAUUACAGAGCUGUUCAGCAGUAGUGCUGACCUCACUGCGAUGUCUGAUAACAAGGAACUUUACCUUGCAAAGGCAUUUCACAAGGCAUUUCUAGAAGUUAAUGAGGAAGGAUCAGAAGCUGCUGCUGCCUCAGGAAUGAUUGCCAUUAGCAGAAUGGCAGUGCUGUAUCCCCAAGUUAUAGUUGACCAUCCCUUUUUCUUUUUGGUCAGAAACAGAAGAACAGGUACUGUGUUAUUCAUGGGAAGGGUAAUGCACCCUGAAGCAAUGAAUGCAAGUGGCCAUGACUUUGAAGAGCUUUAACUGCCACCAGCUACCAAAAAGAGGAGAUAAGCACAUAAAGUUUGAAGUUAAUAUAUUUAAGGUUUGCUGUGUUUUCCCCCAAGAUACUGUUUAAAAUGCUUCCAGAUCUAACUGUGUUCAAGUCAGUUUCCAGAGGAAAGCUUACAGUAUUAAAGUAAUGGUUCUGUUUCUGUCAUUGUGAUUGCUGUGUCCUUAAAAUAAAAUUGUGUACAUGUCAACAACUGUUUCUUGUUCUAGUGCAUUGUAAAGCAAAAAACUGCAAAUCCAUUAUUCGUAAUUUUUUUACAGUCCAAAGACUGACUUGAUCAAUGAAACAGGAGCGGAAUGUUUGCAGCUCUGAAUAAUGCAAAUGGCAAACCUUGACGAUAAUUUAUAGAGUUCAAGAACUACAUCUGGAAAAUGUGAUCUCUUCCUGUUCCUGUAAAAGUAGUAAAACAGACUGCGAUACGCUGUCUCAUCAAAGUUAAUGGAACAAAUUAAGCCUAGUGGAUUUUAUUCUAUAAGAUAACUGUGGUACACUUUGUAUGAACUCUCCCACAUGUGAUUCUAAAAUGUUGCUUUUAUGAAUGCUCCUGCAUGUGACUGCAAUUCACCUUCCGUAACUGUUGAUGCCAAUAAAAUUUGAUCGCAUGAAUAUUUGAGACUAGUCAGUGUAGAAUAGCUAUGUAUGUGACUGAAGUAAAAUAGUUGAAUAGUAAUGUCAUUCGUGUGGACAUAUUUUUCUCCCCCAAAGUAGUUGUUCUACUUCAACCUAAGCUUUGCAGUAUCUCGCUUCAGGGAUCUAGAAUGAUCUUUCUCAAAGGAAAAAAAAAAACCAAACAAACCCAAACCAACCAAAAAACCAGCCUUAAUUUUAAGUGUUUGAAAAUGUUCUAUUCAUAAAUAACUAUCUAAAGGAAAGGAACACUACGAUCCUUUUUAUUCCCUAACUUUUUAUUGAGAAUAAACUGACAGAGUGGAGAAUGACACAUACCACAAGUAAAUAUUAGCAGGGGAAUUAGUUGCUGUUUCGAUUUGCAAGAGGAGGAGAAGUACCAGUUGUCACCAGAGGGGCAUAUAAUUAUUUCCUCCCUCAUUGUGUAAAAUAUAAAAAGAACAGAAGUUAUUAAAAAGGUAGGAGAGAACAGGAGAAAAGAAGGGAGGAGCUCCUUUGAAACAGAUCAUAAAUACAAACUUUUGGAUAAGUGGGUUUCUUCUCAGUCAAUAGGAGUUUUCUCUUUUGAAUUCUAUGGCAACAAAUGCGUAUUGGCUGAACUUUAGUUAUAGGCUUCUCUGGCGUACAUUCACUUCAGAACAGCAUAGAUGUUGCUCACAAAGUUAUUCAUGCAAGGAGAACUUCCAAAAUUUGACACAUUGUUCACUUUUUUUAAUAUUGCUAGUGCAAAUCAUGCAGGUCAAACUGCGAAGUGAUGGAUGUUCUCUGUGGAGGCUGGUUAUGCUCCCUCAGAGAAAGGGCAUUUGAACACAUUUCUAGCCCUGCCUCCUUGAAUUGUUUAGUUGUGUUGCACAGAAGAAAAAUUGAGCUCCUUAGUGUAUUGCUGUUGCUUAUUACCCUUAGUGUAUUAUAGUCUGGACUCGGUGAGACAGUUUUUAUAUUCAAAUUUUGUAAUUUUAGUUCUGUAUAGCUAAAAAUGUUAUUCUUGGGAGGGAAAAAAAGGGAGUGCUUCUAAGAAGGAGCAGGGGCUAAUUUUACCAAGAUAUAGAACUAGUCUCACUGCAGGUAAAACCAGCUCCUUUGACAUGGGGUCACACAACGGCUGGUUCUGCAUGUUUAAAUGAUUCAACGAACAUCACCUAAUGUCUGUAAAAGUGACCCAUAUGCUAAGGAUCUCUUGUGGUUUUAACCUUAUGGGAGCCUGAUUUUUAAGCUCUUACAUUUUUUCAGGCUAAUUUGAGGUGUUCACUCUGAUUUGGAAAGACAUGAGCAAGCAGAUGACAACCCUCAAUCAUGUUUAUUUUCAGUCCAGCGAAAGUUCUUCCUGACCAAUUUCAUGUUUUCUUUGCAUUAGCUCCUUAGAUGCUUCUUACCAAGGGAAGGACUGAAGAUAGAUUUGAACUAAAGCUAUGGAAUUAUGGAAGGACAGCUGCCAGUCAGAAGUAUUUAGAGAGGAUAUCAGGCAAGUGCACAGACUUCCCUAGCAGUUAGACUGAGCAUAGGUAUAAGCGGAAUGACGCACAAUCGCAUAUUCCAAAUCUGAUUCUGAGAAGUGCCUAAACGGGCAUACAGGAAAACCAGCAGAAACAGAAAUGCAAACACUAGUUAUUUCACUUGAUACUCUCCUAGUCCUAGAUGCAAAAUAGCCAUUUCAUGUUUCUUGAAAAUUGAGAAGUAUCUGUUUUCAACAACAUGAAUUGAUUUAUUACCAAAUUCUGCAAAGAAGUUAGUUGUAGACCACAAUGAGAACAGCUCUCAAACAAUACUGUUUUUCAGUAGUGAUAAUAUCUUAAGUAUUGUUACCAAUUUAUUGAGGUAUAUGAAUACUAUUCCGUUGUGGUUUUUAAUCUAGAUUUUGUAUAAUGUUCCUUUCAAAGAUGCUGUUGCUUUUUCGAGACAAAACUAGCAAAAUAAUUUUGUCUUUUUGUUUGGAUUUCUUUUUGGUAAGGGGAAUUUGUCAAUAGUGGCUCAUGUGAGUUUAGGUGUGUAGUCUUAAAAAUAUUAAAAAAUUGUAUUUUAUGUUGGAGGCUAUAUCAGAAAAUAAAUUACUGAAACUUA